CCAUUCUCGCUUGCUAUAAAAAAUAAACGAAGCUCCAUCCAUCUCUCUCGGUCUUCCAUAUCUCUCUCUCUACCUCCAUUUCACCCCCUCUCUCUCUCUUAGAUCUGCGAUUGUACCGGAUUCAGUUUCUGCAGUAACAAUGUUGGGAGCUUUGGAGGAGGAGACGGUGGCGAUGAACGGGAAGGCGGUAGAGAUCUUGUCGGAGGAUUUCGAUCCGACGGCAGUGGUGGCGGAGCCGCUGCCUCCGCUCGCGGAAACGGUUAAUGGCGUAGGGGAUUUUGAAGAAGAUGACGUUUGUCCGGUGAAGGAGAAGGUGAAAAAUACCACGACGACGGAGAUGAACGGAGGAGAGAAGGAGAUCGUGCUCGGUCGGAACGUACACACAACGUGCCUCGCCGUGACGGAGCCUGAGGCCAACGACGACUUCACCGGUGACAAGGAAGCGUACAUGGCGAGCGUCCUGGCUCGGUACCGCAAAACCUUGGUCGAGAGGACCAAACACCAUCUGGGUUAUCCGUAUAACUUGGAUUUCGAUUACGGAGCUCUGGGGCAGUUGCAGCAUUUCUCCAUCAACAAUCUGGGAGAUCCGUUCAUCGAGAGCAACUACGGUGUUCACUCCAGACCCUUUGAAGUCGGUGUCUUGGAUUGGUUUGCACGUCUUUGGGAGAUUGAGAAAGAUGAUUACUGGGGUUACAUUACAAACUGUGGCACCGAAGGAAACCUUCAUGGGAUUUUAGUUGGGAGGGAAGUGUUUCCGGAUGGGGUUCUGUAUGCAUCUCGUGAAUCGCAUUACUCUGUCUUCAAGGCGGCUCGUAUGUACAGAAUGGAGUGCGUGAAGGUCGAUACGCUUAUAUCGGGAGAGAUCGACUGUAAGGAUUUCAAAGAGAAGUUGCUGGCUAACAAAGGCAAACCCGCAAUCAUCAACGUGAACAUAGGAACAACUGUGAAAGGAGCUGUUGAUGACCUCGAUCUUGUUAUCGAAACCCUCAAAGAGAAUGGCUUCUCGCAGGAUAGAUUCUACAUUCACUGCGAUGGAGCUCUGUUCGGAUUGAUGAUGCCUUUUGUCAAACGUGCACCGAAAGUCACAUUCAAGAAACCGAUAGGAAGUGUGAGUGUCUCGGGCCACAAAUUUGUCGGUUGUCCAAUGCCUUGCGGUGUACAGAUAACGAGGAUGGAGCACAUCAAAGUACUCUCGAGAAAUGUUGAGUACCUCGCCUCGAGGGAUGCAACGAUCAUGGGAAGUCGGAAUGGGCAUGCCCCGCUGUUCCUCUGGUACACCCUCAGCCAAAAGGGCUACAAGGGUUUCCAGAAAGAAGUCCAGAAAUGCCUAAGAAAUGCUCAUUACCUCAAAGACCGUCUUCGAGGAGCCGGGAUCAGCGCCAUGCUUAAUGAGCUCAGCAGCACCGUUGUCUUUGAACGGCCCAAAGACGAAGAGUUUGUGAGAAGGUGGCAGCUCGCUUGCCAGGGAAAUAUCGCUCACGUCGUGGUGAUGCCAAGCGUCUCGAUCGGUAAGUUGGACAGCUUCCUGAACGAACUCGUCGAGCAGAGAUCACUCUGGUACAAGGAUGAGUCUCAGCCUCCUUGCGUGGCUUCCGAUGUGGGCACUGAGAAUUGCAUCUGUCCGACUCACAAGUGAAACCGGUUUCGGCAGUAUCCGUCUGUCUGUUGUCUCGUAAACCAAUCGGUUAUUUUCUGAAUCAUUUUGUUAUACCCUGGAAAUUGGUUUUGCAUCAGUGUUAAAUUUUCCGGUUUAGCUA
Tarenaya hassleriana is the source of this 1757-nucleotide messenger RNA. RefSeq names its product serine decarboxylase. NCBI's taxonomy places the organism in Eukaryota, Viridiplantae, Streptophyta, Magnoliopsida, Brassicales, Cleomaceae. The transcript has 5 exons. Gene Ontology annotation, biological process: carboxylic acid metabolic process. The coding region runs from base 140 to 1636 and encodes 498 amino acids. The record is from RefSeq and is a predicted model, not a curated record. Gene Ontology annotation, molecular function: carboxy-lyase activity; pyridoxal phosphate binding.